This is a messenger RNA of Amphibalanus amphitrite, 2718 nucleotides long. Its product is annotated as TLC domain-containing protein 2-like. NCBI's taxonomy places the organism in Eukaryota, Metazoa, Arthropoda, Thecostraca, Balanomorpha, Balanidae. The transcript is spliced from 6 exons. Gene Ontology annotation, cellular component: plasma membrane. Bases 271 to 1110 code for a protein of 279 amino acids. Gene Ontology annotation, biological process: membrane assembly; regulation of membrane lipid distribution; plasma membrane organization. The record is from RefSeq and is a predicted model, not a curated record.
GCUCUCACGGUCCAAGUGGAGUACUACGCUGACGGCGCAGACGCUCCAUUCAAGGCUGCGGCGCUGUGGCGUGCUCGGUGGGGCUGUGGGCGGAGCUUGUCAGGGGUGACGCGAUCGGGCGGCGUCGUGAGUGGACUGUGACCGCCGACCCACCCCACUCCGCCGCCUGGCCUCGUCGAGCACGUGCCGUCAGUGUUGUUCUGAGCUGAAGCCAGCACGCCACUGUGAAGAGAGGUGACCGAAAACUUUGUCAUCUUUGGCGCUCUCAAGAUGGAGUAUUUCCGGUUUUGGCCUGUCUGCGUGGCGCUUGGCUGGGCCUUCUUCCACUGCGCUGGACGUUUCAGCAGCUACCUGUUGGUUCCAGCUUCGGCGCGAAAAACGACCAUUCAAGCCUGGAAGUGGAAGAAUGUAUCUGUAUCCUUCCUGCAUUCACUGAUUACUGGCACUGGAGCUUGUGUUGAGUUUUAUUUCUAUCCAGCAAUGGCUGCUGAUGUUAUUCACAGCUACUCCAUGAGCUCACACAUUCUGGUGUCAUUCUCAAUUGGUUAUUUCAUACACGACGCUCUUGACAUGGCGCUGAAUAACAUGAAGAAGAGUACCUACGAACUUUUGGUCCAUCACGUCUUGGUGAUCCUGUGCUUUGGCCUGGCUGCGGUCUCCGGUCAGUACCUGGGGUACGCCCUGGUAGCGCUGGUCAUCGAGGUCAACUCAGUGUUCGUCCACGUGCGUCAGAUGCUGAUCGUCCAGGGGAUGGCCAAACACGCCAAACCCUACCGCCUGAACAGCUUGCUCAAUGUCGCGACGUUCCUGGUGUUCCGGAUCACCACCAUGGGCUGGAUGACGCGCUGGCUGGUCGUCAACCGUGACGUGGUGCCGCUGCCCGCCUACACUCUCGGCAGCGUCGCUCUGGCGACGCUGAUGGUGAUGAACAUCGUCCUCUUCUUCCGCAUCCUGUACGCCGACUUCAGGAAGGCCAAGCGCGACGGCUCGGGCGCUGCGACUCGCCCGUCGGCCUCUGGCGGCGGCCCGUCGGACAGGAUUCAGUCGACGAUUCGCCGCCUGGUCCGGGGCACGGAAGAGGAGGAGGUUUUGAGUGGGAAGACGGACUGAGGUGGGGCUGGGCCUCCCUCCUACCCAGCUGCGGGGAGCGGGUGUCCAGAUCUCCGGCGACCCGAGCAGCCAGAGGUGUUUGCCGGUCUGUGUGAUGUUACGGAGAGAGGUGUAUGUUUUAUAUGGAGUGUUUUGUCACUGUGUAUCAAUCACGUCAUAAUCAUGGUAGUUGUCACUGCUGUUGCCCAUGUGUAUUGACAGGGAUCAGUGUUUACCGUAGAUCCACGUAUCGUGAAUCAUAAUUGUGCGAACCACUCUGACUACUAAGACAUGUUGAUGUUAUAUAAUGUGUCGAUGUCCAUUUUGAUAAUUGAUCGCGUAGUUUUUGUCUAUUGUUGUAUUUAAAUGGGUGACCACUAUUUAUGUUACAAUCACUAGCUACUCGUCUACAUCGACCCACCUGAUUUACACCUUGAUUGUAGUCCGUGUAAUCUUCUGUCGGCCUGACCGCCUACCAGUCCAUAAUCGAUAGCUUUACAGGCCACUGGUGUCGGUGGCAUUCACGCUGCCUCAAUGGAAUAUGAUCGUGUACAAACGGGGUCAGUGAUUGGCACCGGGCGCUAUUUUGAGCUACCGCUGGUGUGUGGAUGAAUGUGUUGUUCGCUGUGUGCCUGAAUGGAGGCGCGGCGGGGCAGAGAGGUGUUACGAAGGAGAUUAAUGAGUCGCUGCCGCAGUACGAACACCUGUGUGUAUGUCUAUGUCCGUAUCCACGGCAGCUGAUGAUGGUAGAGGUGGCCGGGUAGUGGGGCCUCUAGUCAGCCAGGUCACAGAGGACCCCGCUAACCUCAGCCACUGCCCAGCAGCCCGUGUUAGUGUGCACCGAGCCUCGUCGGCAGCCCGGGGAGAGGCUAUUGGGGUCGUUAUUCAGCUGACACGGACUGUGCCUUUGGGCUACGUACAUCAUUCCUAACCGGGGUUGUCUUUUCCGCCAAAGCUGCUGUAACGCACAAUGACCAACAGUGUGCCGAUAUCAAACCAUGUGCUCCAGUUACUACUUUGUUAUGACCGGUGCUGUUUUCUUCUGUCGCUCAUAGCUAAUGUUGUGUUCAGGCGAGAUCUGUGUGGUACGUGCAGCAUCAUAUUUGCUGGAUCUUUUCCGCGCAGAAAUUUAAUGUGUCUGUAGAAGCACAUCACACGGGUGCCGCUGUCAAGCGUCAUGUCGCUUUGAUUCGAAUGUUGCUGACACGAGCUAGUUCGUUUUCAAAUAAGUCCAUUUUUGCAUCAAAGACCGCCCUCGCCUACGACAUAUUUUGAGAGUUGUCUGAUGAGGCCUCCAGCUUACAUGUGCGGCAGUGUUCAUAGCCUUCAUACAUUCGGGUUUUAUACGAAUCUGGACGUACUGUUGGUGUUGGCCGGCCCGGGACCACUGCUAUUGCACCUGAUGACAUGACCAGUAGCGCCUGUUCAGUAUGGACCGUGUGCCCAGCUCGCUGUGUACGACCCCAUGAUGUAGGUCCGCUGUGCCGGUCCGUCCCAGCGCCCCUGUUGCGGAGUCGCUGGGCUGCGCCCGCCCUCUCCCGCGCAGGUGGCGUCACCGUACCGGGUCUGUGUCUUACGCGCUGCUGUUUGUCGGCCAGUGUUUUUGUAAUAAAACCCAAUCGAAUGAUG